Molecule: messenger RNA, 1914 nt
Organism: Thunnus maccoyii (southern bluefin tuna)
Lineage: Eukaryota; Metazoa; Chordata; Actinopteri; Scombriformes; Scombridae
Gene: mapre3a
Product: microtubule-associated protein, RP/EB family, member 3a
Exons: 7
Coding region: 768-1592 (274 amino acids)
Biological process (GO): protein localization to microtubule plus-end; regulation of microtubule polymerization or depolymerization; spindle assembly
Cellular component (GO): cytoplasmic microtubule; microtubule plus-end; microtubule organizing center
Molecular function (GO): microtubule plus-end binding
Source: RefSeq, a predicted model, not a curated record
UAGUUACUUUUUAGGGCUGAAGAGGUAAAACUCUCCAAUAUUUCACUAAAAAAGCAAGUAAACAAAUACAAAUGAGAGAAGCUGAACCUUCUUUUUUCUUCGUUCCAACACACUCCAACCACUCAGAUUUAUCUUGUGACCAGUUGGAGGGGAUCCCUGCCAAACUGUAUGUCAUGUAGUUCAAACAAAAGUAAAACUUAUGCAUUGAUGCAUCAGCAUUACAAUCUAAUAAUGUAAUAAACAACAAUUCAUAACUCAAAAUGGGACAUUUUCCUGCAGAAUGGGUCAUUUUACUUUUGAUGCUUUGAGAAUAUUCUGUACUUGCACUUAAGCAGGAUUUUUAAAUGCACUUUUACUGGAGUAUUUUUACAUUGUUUUAGUAGCACUGUCACUUUAAUAAAGGUUCUGAAUACUUCUUCCACUACUGUUGCUGACAUCCAGCAGCAGAUGAAACAUUAACAUAAAGUAAUUUUGUGUAGCCUGAACUCUCUAAAACCUUAGUCACUAGCAGGCCUAAAAUCCAACCGCACACAUCAUGUGUCUCUUAGCUGGUACAGGCCAAAGUCCUAUUUAUAAUGAACCUUUAACAGCAUGGAGUCGGGCGCAUGCGCAGUCAGAGCUGGAUUGUUGCAGCCCCAGACAGGGCGGCCCGUUACCAAGCAAGCACUGCACCGCGCAGGGUCUGACAACGACGACAGCAACGGGCAUUGACAUAAGGAAUACAGCCAGCGUGAUAACAACACAGACUCUCCUGAAUACAGUAGGGGAUGGCAGUGAAUGUGUACGCCACAUCCGUGUCUAUUGACAACCUCAGCCGACAUGACAUGCUGGCAUGGGUCAACGAUUCUUUGCAUCUCACCUACACCAAGAUUGAACAGCUAUGUUCAGGAGCGGCAUAUUGCCAGUUCAUGGACAUGUUGUUUCCAGGUUGCAUCCUUCUGAAGAAGGUCAAAUUUCAAGCCAAGCUGGAGCAUGAAUUUAUACAUAACUUCAAAGUUCUUCAAGCAGCUUUCAAAAGGAUGAGUGUUGACAAGAUAAUUCCUGUAGAGAAGCUUGUAAAAGGGAAGUUCCAGGACAACUUUGAAUUCGUGCAGUGGUUCAAGAAGUUCUUCGACGCCAACUAUGACGGGAAGGAGUAUGACCCUUUACUAGCCAGACAGGGGCAGGACGUGGCCCCUGCCCCCAACCCAGGUGAUCACUUUAUCCACAAACCAAAGAGAACUCCAGGACCACAGAGGACAUCUCCAACAGUUCCCAAAAACAUGCCAACACCACAACGGGUCCAACACAACACUCCAGCCAUGAGGAAGAAUCCAUCUUUGUCUAGAAACGGGGGCAGUGACGCUGAGAUCAUGGAGCUAAAUCAACAGUUGAUGGAGUUGAAGUUGACUGUAGACGGACUAGAGAAGGAGAGAGACUUCUAUUUCAGCAAACUAAGGGACAUUGAGCUCAUCUGCCAAGAACACGAGAGUGAAAACAACCCAAUCCUCAGCAGGAUAAUCGACAUUCUCUACGCAACAGAGGAAGGCUUUGCGCCUCCAGAAGAUGACGACCUUGAUGAACAAGCUCACCUGGACCAGGAUGAAUACUGAACCCUUCAUCCCCCUCCCCCCUAACAUCUCCAUCUUCCCUUUCCUUUACUUUUUGUCCUCAUUUGUUUUCUACUCUCUCUGCACGCUCUCUAUAAAUACUCACCAUUAUCCCUGCUCUCAGUAGGUCUUUUCCUUUCUUUCUCAUGUCUCUUUGUAACCCCCCCCCCCCAAACCACCCUCUGGCCGUCGACAUACUAUACACAACUACUCUUUCUCAUCAUCGUCUGCUGCUCCUCCCUGCCUCCACUGACACAAUAACAAUAACAGUAAUGUAUGUAUGACAUAUCCCAGUUAUUUUAGCAUGAGUAAAGCAGAAAAUCGA